Clunio marinus is the source of this 528-nucleotide messenger RNA. The record is from the annotation of a GenBank genome assembly. Lineage: Eukaryota; Metazoa; Arthropoda; Insecta; Diptera; Chironomidae.
AACUAAAUAUUUUCUUACCGAAGGGUGUUGAGUGUGCGUAUUAAAACAACAAUUUUGUUCUUCUCUCGUUUUACAUUUUUCUGCAACAAAUUCGCUAAAGAAAAUCAUCAAUGGCUGGUGAAGUAACAGCUGAAGCUGGAAGAAUUCCAAAACCAAUCCUUCGAGGACUUCAUAACGCUCAAAUCAAGCGGAACUUGGUUAUAGCUGGAGUAUUGGUUACUGUUGUCACAGUCGCUGUCAAAUACCUCCGCAAUGAACCCAGAAAACGAGACUACGCUGAAUUUUACAAAACUUAUGAUCCAGAGAAGUCAUUCAAACGCAUGGUAGAUGCUGGUCUCUUACAGAGUGUUAAGGAACUCUAAAUUCAUGUCUCUGUUCAUCAGUUAAAUUAGUGUUUCCGAUUUAAAAUUUCAAAAAAUGUAAAAGUAAAGAAGUUGUGGAAUUGACAAAAAUUAUCUUUCAACAUCCGAUAAUUAAAAUAUAUGAAUAAAAGAAAAUUAAAUAGUCAAUGUUUUAUUCUUGAACUGU